UCCAGGCAUCACAUCCACAUUCCAGGCUGAAGGAAGAGAAGAAAGUUGGAGUUUAGGGGGAGCUUCAAUGACAUUUUUCCUUUUAUCAGGAAGUGACUUGGCCAGACCCUGCUCCCUGCCUGAAGCAUGUAGGAGACUAUACAAAUCAAAGGUCCCUCGGGCCCAUCAGCAGGUCAGUGUCAACGUUUCCUCCAAGGACUCUGAGAUGAAAACAGAAGAGCCACCCCCAAGUCUUGGGCAGACCCUGGAGUGGCUGAGAAAGGAGCUGGCAGAGAUGCAAGUUCAAGACCACAGACUCCUGCUCACACUGAGGCAUCUUCACAGUGUCCUGGAGGAGCUGCGCGCUGAGAGUGCCCACUGGGAGGAUGCCAGGUCCAGCGGAGGGACGUCCCCCAUCAGAGCUCGAGCAGGCUCUGAAAGCACAGGCCGCGCCCCUAUCUCCUCCAAGGGGCUCGCCCAGCUCCUCCAAGGGGCAGAGAGCAGACGAAGCUCCCUCCCUUAACUGGCCAAGCCUGACUCCCGGGCUUGAACCCUCCCACCACGUGUCCAAACUCUGACUGUGAUGCUGCUGGGGGAGAGCACUGCAAUGGGAGUCAGGGAGCCAGGGCUCUGAGUUCUUCUCCGCUCUUAUCUGCCGUGGGUCCCCAAACCCAUCCGUCAACUCCUUUUCUGUUGCCCCUCAGGGUUUUUGGUGAGGCACAAGUAAGAUAUCAGAUGUGGACCUGCUUCUUAAACACUGGCCUCUGGCCAGCCCUGUGACAGUAAUCUUGCCCUGUGGCAUUCCCCU
Molecule: messenger RNA, 787 nt
Organism: Ailuropoda melanoleuca (giant panda)
Lineage: Eukaryota; Metazoa; Chordata; Mammalia; Carnivora; Ursidae
Gene: C13H20orf202
Product: chromosome 13 C20orf202 homolog
Exons: 3
Coding region: 68-502 (144 amino acids)
Source: RefSeq, a predicted model, not a curated record